AUGGCUUUCAAAGAGUUAAUCCUUUAUUUUCUUCCUACGUGGAUUUUCGGAUCCGCCGACCCAACCGCUGCCGAUAAGGUACGGUCCCAACCAGACGGUCAAUCGACACAUAAGUCGAACAAGAAAGAAACCCAGACAUCAAACCAGAAAGAAACCCAGACAUCAAACCAGAAAUCAACCCAGCAAGAGUUUUCCACCAGCCAGACCACUUGCCCGAUUAGUAAGGCCUGUCAACAUCUGCCGAAUGAAAGGGACAAGAGAGUUAACAAAACUGACGCUGCCCCUUCACAAAACAUAAAUGAUGAUGUGGAGGAAAUUACCCAGCUGCAGCAGCAAGUUUUCGAAAUUAAAAUGGCUCGCGACAAUCUUCAGGAGGAAAACGAGAAAUUGCGCAAUGACUUGAGCUAUCGAGAAAAAGAACAUCAGGAACAGUUAGAAAAUCUGAAAUGUCAGCGAAUCUUGCUAGAGGACAAAACGACCCAGCUUUUGGCCCAAAAAGACCAGGAGUUGGAGAACACAAGGAAACUCCAACCGUGCCAUGAUGUUCUUCACAAAGAAAUCUCCAAACUUCGUAGCGAUCUGAAACAAAAAACAGAGGAAUAUCAGAAGGAAUUUGAAAAACUGAGGCAGCGUUACGCCCUGCUGAACCAAAAGCGAACUCAGGCAUUGGCUUUGAAGGACCUGCAGUUGGAGAGGGCGCGAACAUUCCUUUCAGAUCAAGACCGUUUAAUUAAACAAAUGCAAGAAGAAAUUGUCCAACUACGAAAAUCUAACAAAGAACUUACUGGAAAGCUUGCGAAGAUCGAAGCCAAUUCGUCUCCUGCUGACCAAAUUCAUCAAGAGCAGAUCAAGGAGCCCGAAGUAGCUGUUUUUGCACCACCAAGUAUCCAGCGACAAGAUAUCGAAGCUGAACCAAACACUCUUCCGGUAACAAAGACAACGAGAAGGGUGUAUGAUCGGCGUGCGCUUAUGGAACUGAAAGACAGCGUUGGGACCACCAACAUCAAAAGUCUGCUAUAUUUCGGUAUUCUUCGUGAUUCACACAGUGAAAAAUCAACCCCGACCAACCAGGGAGUUGAAUUUAUGACUCGUUCUUAUCACCCACUGUUCCCAGCAAUGGAACAUGGUCAACCAAGAAAACGAGAAAUAAGACUGAUGAGUUCACAGGAGGAGCCGAGAAAGGCAAACAAUCCCAAUGUUUGGAUACCCAAAAGGCUGUCUGCAAAAUCUGAGGACGGCAACAAGACAUCUAGCGAAGAGAUUUUGAGAACCAUUCGUGGAAUCUUAAAUAAGCUUACACCAUCCAACUACCAGCGCUUAUUAGCAAAGAUACAAGAAACCAAUAUUGACAGCCAAGAUUGUUUGGCCGGGGUCAUCAGAAUCUUUUUUGCAAAAGCGGUCGAGGAAUCCAUUUUUGCCUCCAUCUACGCAAAAAUGUGUUUGGCACUGUCGACCAAAGACGUUGCAUCUUCAUCCGAUCCUGCGGAAACGAUUAACUUCCGCAAGCUGAUCCUAUCCCAUUGCCAGAGAGAAUUGGAAAAGGAUAGUGCGGGAUUAGUCAAGACAGAACAGAAACGACUUGAGUUUGAAAACGCCGAAACAGAAACAGAAAAGCAUAAGUUACAAGAGGAAUUAAAAGAACUCGUUGACAAGAAUAGAAGAACAUCGCUUGGAAAUAUAAUAUUCAUUGGCGAACUAUUCAAAGUCAACGUUAUUUCUUCGAACGUUAUGCAUCAAUGCAUUCGAAAGUUACUGAGUCACAAGGAAGACGAAGACUCGAUUGAGUGUCUCUGCAAGCUGCUGACCACCGUUGGCAAGCAAUUAGAGAGUUCUACCCUUCCAGACAAUGGAGUUAGGCCAAAUUUUACCAACGCUCAAAUUAUGACCUCAUACAUCCAAACUUUACAGACUAUAGCUGGUGAGCGGAAAGUAUCUAGCCGUAUCCGCUUCAUGAUUCAAGAUGUAGUAGAUCUACGCAAAACUGGAUGGAAACCUCGUCGAGUGGAAAUCGGACCCAGAACAAUCGAGGAGAUACAUAAAGAAAUGAACCAAGAGCUCGAGGGACAGCAAAAACAGUUACCUGAUCCGCAAAAACAGGGGCAAAUACUAAAAGAAUCCCGACCUGUCAAACAAGUUAAGGACACGAUAAACAACAGAACGCCUAAAGUGCCCACUUCCCAAGCCAGGAUACCAGUAAAUACCAGAGCCCAAACGGAGAAUCCAAACAGCGUUUCAACACCAAAUUUUAAAAUCGUUACCGCGCAAAUAAAAAUGGAGACAUUCCCUGAUAAGGUGAUGCUGCUAAAAGUAUCCCAGGGAAAUUACCCACACAUUGUUGGCAAAGGAGGUAAAAACAUAGAUCGCGUCAACUUAAAAUUUGGUGUACGAAUACAGACAAAAGUGGGAGAAUCUGCCCGUCGUGAUUACAACUUCACAAUAUCGGGAAAUGAUGCAGAAAACCGUAAGGCGGCUGCGAAGGACCUUCUUGACGGGCUUCCUGUUUGUUUGGAAUGUCCUGACCUAACCUUGGAUGGUGUUAACAACUUAAAAAUCAAGCAAAUGAAUAAGGAGCUUUCGGUUGAAAUAAACCGACCGUCUUCUCCCACCGGGAAGGUUACGAUUUACGGCAAGAUCGACAACUGUAAGCUUGCCUACGAACAACUAACAUCAAUCGGCAAAUAA
Molecule: messenger RNA, 2682 nt
Organism: Daphnia magna
Lineage: Eukaryota; Metazoa; Arthropoda; Branchiopoda; Diplostraca; Daphniidae
Exons: 1
Coding region: 1-2682 (893 amino acids)
Cellular component (GO): eukaryotic translation initiation factor 4F complex
Molecular function (GO): translation initiation factor activity; mRNA binding; protein binding
Source: RefSeq, a predicted model, not a curated record